AGUAGAUGUGAACUAAACCAGAACUGUUGGAAAUUGCAGGUUCUGGUGUCAGUACUGAUAUCUGGACAACCUAUGCUGCAAUGAUUAUGAUUGUAUCCGUCAUCCCAUUUCUUAUUGUGCAAUUACCGCAGCUCCUUGAUUCCACCUCUGCUAGACGCCUUGCAGUUCUGAUUUCACUCAUUGUCUAUGUCGCGCUUUUGCUUUCCUAUUGCCUUUAUCAGGUGUUUCAGCCUUGGAUCCAGAGGAGGAAAAUUGCUUAUGCAAAGCACAAGCAUGUUAUAUCAGGAGUCUUACAACAUCUGAAGAAGCAUGCAUUGGGAAAGCUUCUUAAUGAUGAGGGUGAACCUGAUGAAGAAACUAUCAAAUCGUUGUUUGAUACAAUUGAUGCGGAUAAGAAUGAGUUUCUUUCAGCUUCCGAAUUAAAAGCACUAAUUGUAGGAAUCCGGUUUGAUGAAAUACAGUUUGAUAACAAUGAUGCUGUAGCUAAACUGAUGAGUGAUUUUGACACUUCUCAUGAUUCCCAAAUCAGUUUUACUGAGUUCUAUGCUGGUAUCUCAAAAUGGCUCAAUGAGGCAAAGCGUCACGGAGAUACCAGUACUGACUCUGGUAAUCAUACAAUGAAGUUUUUAACAGACUUUCACAAGCAAACAAAAGAAGAGCACGCUCUUUUGGGGGCGAAUGGCCAAAGUGAUGAGGUUGUCGAGGGUGUUGAGAGUGUUAAGUGGACCUCCAUCAAAGCAGGAUUAAUGUUGUUGGUAGGAACUGUGAUUGCAGCUGCAUUUGCAGAUCCCUUGGUAGAUGCUGUUGAUGAUUUCUCCGAUGCCACAAGCAUUCCAACUUUCUUCAUCUCAUUCAUUGCACUACCUCUGGCUACUAAUUCUAGUGAGGCUGUAUCUGCUAUUAUCUUUGCCAGCGGCAAAAAGAUGAGGACUGCCUCGUUAACAUUUUCUGAGUUGUACGGUGCAGUAACCAUGAAUAACCUGCUCUGCCUAGCAGUAUUUUUGGCUCUGGUUUACAUUAGAGGAUUAACGUGGGACUUCUCAGCCGAAGUCCUGGUGAUUCUCAUCGUUUGCAUUGUAAUGGGUCUUCUAGGUAGUUUCCGCACUGUCUUCCCUCUUUGGACGUCUUCAAUUGCUUUCCUACUCUACCCAUUCUCCCUGGCACUGGUUUACGUCCUUGACUAUUUUGGAUUUGGUACUUGUUGCAGUGUUAGUUGUAUGUACCUGUUCCACGGUAGGUUAUAGUAAGAUGUAUCAUUA
Pyrus x bretschneideri (Chinese white pear) is the source of this 1259-nucleotide messenger RNA. RefSeq names its product sodium/calcium exchanger NCL-like. Gene Ontology annotation, biological process: calcium ion transmembrane transport; intracellular calcium ion homeostasis. The transcript is spliced from 5 exons. Gene Ontology annotation, molecular function: calcium:proton antiporter activity; calcium ion binding. Gene Ontology annotation, cellular component: membrane. The record is from RefSeq and is a predicted model, not a curated record. Bases 81 to 1244 code for a protein of 387 amino acids. NCBI's taxonomy places the organism in Eukaryota, Viridiplantae, Streptophyta, Magnoliopsida, Rosales, Rosaceae.